Molecule: messenger RNA, 6704 nt
Organism: Drosophila elegans
Lineage: Eukaryota; Metazoa; Arthropoda; Insecta; Diptera; Drosophilidae
Gene: mmd
Product: zinc metalloproteinase-disintegrin-like batroxstatin-2
Exons: 24
Coding region: 1560-6065 (1501 amino acids)
Biological process (GO): membrane protein ectodomain proteolysis
Molecular function (GO): metalloendopeptidase activity
Source: RefSeq, a predicted model, not a curated record
CAAAUCCUGCAGACGUGUUCGAGAGCUUUAGAACGUUGUUUGCAAUUGCGGAAAGCGGUAGCGAGGCAAGAGACACGGUGAUAGUUUCAAACUGAAAAGAGUGCAAGAUGCAAGAAUAGCCGAGUUCGAGUCAGUGGAGCAAUAGUUAAUAGGAGAAUAAUCGGAAUUAUCGGAAUAAUCGGAGUCGGCGCCCCAAAGAUCCAUCAAAUAGUCGAGAAAUAACACAAUUAUUACUGUCAGGCCAGAACAGAACCGAGCAGAACAGAGCAGAAAAGAACAGAACAGAACGGAAGUAGUAGAAGUAAAAGUAAAAGCCUCGUUUUCCAAAAACAUCAUCCAUAACCAACCACACACUGUGAACGAACAUUAAAUGAAAAACGCCGAACGGGUUGGCCAAAAUGUGAAAAUCCAAUUCCAAUUGCAAAUCCAACAAACAAAUUAUCCAGAAUCAAAUGAUUGAUAUACAUAUACGUGUAUGUAGCAGCAACGCAAACCAAAAGCAAAAUCGGUUACAAAAACCAAACUCAUUUUAAUCAAAUAUGGGAAAAAUAAAUAUAGAAUAAGUAUAUAUACAUAUAUAUGCUGAAAGCAAGAGCGAAAGCGAAAGGAGAAAAGAUCAUAAAAUACAUAUUUUAUGAAAUUUUUUUGCAUAUUUUUUUUACUGUUUGGCCAAAAACUAAACUGAGUGUGUUCAUAAAGCAGUACAAUGUAAAAUUAAACGGAAGGAUACAUUUAAACGCAAGGAUAACAAAUACAUAACUAGUUUAAACGACUGUGACUGUGACUGUUUCAAUGGAUUCGAGUGAAUUUUCUGUAAUUCCGUAGCGUCAAAGGACAUCGCGUGCUUAGAACUUACGGCGGAUUUUGAUGCAUUUUAACCCAGCUGCGGUUGUUUUAAAAAGCCGUUGUGGCAUACGCUCCAAAGUGUGAAUAUUAGAUUCGAAUUUAAUAUAAUUAUCCUGCUAGCUUGUUUAUUUUGCGAGCUUCCUUGAGUCGAAUCGAGUGAGUUCGUGUGAUGAAUGCACAAUCCCAGCCGAGUCUGAAAGCCAUUAACACCCAAGCCUCAGGCGCACUGUAGCCCCAAUCGGUUAUAUCGCCACCAGUCGGUCAAGAAGGCCAAACCACUGCCACAGACAAACACACACAGAAAACAGAAAAUCAGCUUAAAAGCAGCUAAAAAGCAGCUAAAAAGAAAAACAGCUGAACAGCUGAACAACAUAAAACCACAUAGAACAACACUGGAACUCAGCAAACCCCAAGGAAAAUUGUUUGGCUGUUGCGAUGGAUUACUAAUGCUAAACGGAGUACUGCAAAUCAAUUCAAGGCCUGCGGCUGCCACAGAUAAAUACAGAUAAAUACAGAUAAAUACUGAUAAACACACUACAGGAGAGAAGUUAACUAACAACUAACAAACGGAUAUUUUUAAGCACCAUAAAGUACCAUAUGAAGGCAGUUUUCUAUAAAUUAUUACUGGAAGGAAUUAGGAGAGAAAACUAAGACUUAGAAGUGGGGCUGGAUUCGACAACUUCACUUUUAAUCACAACCUUGCGGCCGCCGUCAUGUGGAUACAAAUCGCCUAUUUAAUCCUCAUCAUUGCUCAGCUGUGCGCUUUUGUCACAUCUGCAGGUGAAGCAGAUUACACACUAGAUGAUUCGUUUUGGAAUGAAGAAAGUCCUGUUGGUGAGGUGGAACGUUUACUUAAAGAAUACAGGCAAAAUCAAGAGCUUGUCCGUCGAAUCGGUGGUCAUUAUUACCAAAUUAUAUACCCUGUACAGCUGCGCCAUCACGAAAAGAUGGGCAUAUCUACGCGUGAAGUCAGUCUCCCAAAGCCGGGACAAAGACCACGACCACACGACGACAGUGGAUUUAACAGGGGAAGAACAAAGAAACACUUCCAUCGUACAUCGUUGCUAAUUAAAGCAUUUAAUCACAAAUUCCGUUUGGACUUGGAGCUUAAUUCGCAACUUCUUUCUCCAAACAUACAACAGAAACAUUACCACGUGGGUGGAUAUCUUGUGGACGGAAACCGACAUGAUAUCGAGCACUGCUACUACCAUGGGACCGUGAAGGAUUAUCCUGGUGCCAGCGCUGCCUUUCACACCUGCAACGGAGUGAGUGGCGUCAUCCACAUUGGUAACGAGACAUUUGUCAUCCACCCCUUUUACGGCGGGGAUCUAUCGAAACAUCCGCACGUCAUCUUCGAGGCGCGCACAAAGGCCAACAAGGGAUGCGCCAACUCGGGAAACUUGGACUCGUGGCGAUUGUCGCGUCGCACCAAGCACUUGUCCGCCGGAGUGGCCGGAGUGGUCGAGGAGAUCCUACAGGGUGGUGUUGGACGCAAUAAGCGGGACGUCAGGGAGGCCACCAAGUACAUUGAGACGGCCAUCAUUGUGGACAAGGCCAUGUUCGACAAGCGAAACGGCAGCACUCGAGCGGAGGUCAUCCACGAUGCCAUACAGGUGGCCAACAUAGCCGAUCUGUACUUUCGCACCCUCAAUACCCGUGUGUCGGUUGUGUACAUAGAGACCUGGGGAAAGAACCAGGCAGUUAUCGAUGGCAGCAAGGAUAUAAGCAAGGCCAUAUCCAGCUUCAACGACUACACCUCGAGGAACCUUUUCCAAAUUGAGCGAGACACAACGCAAUUGCUCACCGGUGAAACAUUUGCGGGCGGGGAGGCUGGCAUGGCCGUUCCCGAAACUGUUUGCACGCCCCGUGCUGUGGGCAUCAGCGUGGAUGUCAACGUGUACGAGCCACACCUACUGGCGGGAACAAUGGCACACAUGAUUGGCCAUAACAUCGGCAUGGGACACGACGACGGACGCGAGGAGUGCUUCUGCCGCGACUGGCAUGGCUGCAUCAUGGCCCAGUCGAUUGUGGGCCAGGAGAAUGUGCAGCCCUACAAGUUUUCGGAGUGCAGUAAAAAAGAUUACAUUGACGCAUUGCGGACUGGCCACGGAUUGUGUCUGCUCAACAAACCGAAUGAGAUUGAGCUGCGCCGUAACUGCGGAAACAAGGUGGUUGAGGAGGAUGAGGAGUGUGACUGUGGUACCUUCGAGGAGUGUGCUCUGGACCCCUGCUGCGAUGGCAUCACCUGCAAACUAAAAUCAGAGGCACAGUGUGCCAGUGGGGCAUGUUGUGACCAAUGCCGCCUGCGACCAAAGGACACAAUUUGUCGUGACUCCAACAAUGAGUGCGAUCUUCCUGAAUACUGCGACGGUGAAAUUGGCCAAUGUCCUUCCGAUGUAUAUAAGAAAAACGGAUCCCCAUGCGGACACACCAAGACUGGCAUUUCCGGUUACUGUUUUCAAGGAUAUUGUCCCACGCUGAGUUUGCAAUGUGAGGCGAUUUGGGGUUACGGUGGAUCCGCUGCGGAUCGUCAGUGCUAUGAGCAAUUCAAUUCCAAGGGCUCCAUCAACGGACAUUGUGGACGAGAUGCCAAUGAGCAUUAUAUAAAGUGCGAACCCGAGAACGUUCAGUGCGGUACACUGCAGUGCAAGGAUGGCGAACGGCAACCAGUUAACGAUGGGAUCGACCAGCUCUACUCACGAACGAUCAUCUCGAUCAAGGGACAGGAAUUCGAAUGCAAUAUUCACAGGGCGACCAGCGGGCAGGUGGGUUCCAAUAGCUACCCAGAGCACGGCCUUGUCAAGGACGGAACUCCGUGCGGCGAUAAUUUGAUUUGCCUGAACCAAACGUGUGUCAGUUUGUUCCCCCACGUGGAUCAGACCAAGUGCCCGGCAAACACACAGGGUCAAGAGUGCUCAGAACAUGGUGUCUGCACUAACUCAAAUCGCUGUUUCUGCGACAUGGGAUGGGGCGGCAAUGACUGCAGCUCCGUCGUUCUGCUCACCACGGCACUGCCAACCGAAGCACUGCCCACCCCGGAAAACACCAUCAAGAUGGAAAAGAAAGAAACCCCAUAUGAGAACUACCACGGCUCAAAUACAGUGUUCCUAGUCGGUGUUCUAAUGUCAGUUGUAGGGUUCGUUUUUAUAACAUUCACCUUGAUGGCAUUGUGCUACAGGUCAGUUGUAGUACAUAGAAACUUCUCCCUGUGUCUAAGGCGCAAGACAACAACGCUAAAAUACGAUCCGCCCUACUCGAAGAAACCUAUUGCAAAAAGUUACGGUGGAGCGGCGACGGCGCCCAAUCAUCAUUCCGUUGAAGAAGUCUCCUUGGAUGGAUCCAGCAAGUUAGUCUAUGCCAAUCAGACUGGCUUCAGGGACAAGGGAAUUCAUGGACGACGCUACACGACAUGUGGCGAGGACGAUCAGUCACAUGCAGAGAAGGGUAUAUUAAAGAAGCACGGCUACGGUCUGGUGCACGGUGAGCAGCUAAAAGAUAAAUGGGGCGAUGACAAUCAGUCGGAUAACCUCGAGCUUAUAACCCAAGACGGCACCCUGGCCUCGACGAGCGGCGGGGCGGCGGCCUCGGAAGUGGAGCGGACCCUCAAAUCGCUCAACGGCUAUCAUGAGGACAUCCUGGAGGCGCUGCGCAAUGCGGCCACCCAUCGCGGCACCGGAACCGGCAACACGCCCGUCGGCAGUGGCAGCCUGAGCGAGGAGAUGCUCCGCAAGACGCUGCAGGAUUGCAGCAAUUCCCAGCUUGGCUACUCUGCGGAGCAGUACAAACGGAAUAUCGGAUCGAAGUCGAGCUCGCGGGAGAAUAUCUGCGACAAUGCCGCCGUUCAUGCCAUCAUUCUCGAUGGCAGCGGAGGCGGCCUUGGCGGCAUGGGUCUGGGAUCGAGCGUGGGCGGAGGCGGAGGCGGCGGAGGCGGCGGUGGAGGAUCGGCCACCAUUUCGGGGGGUAUACCGCAUGGGAGCACACUGCUCCAUCAUCAUCGGUCGCAGCAUCAGUUGCACCAGCCGUCGACGAUACCCUUGCAGCCGCAGCAGUUGGACGAUGACGAUGCCCCGUCGACGGGACCACUGCGUAUACGCAAUCUGGAGGACCUCAUACGGCAGCUAGAGCAUCACUCGUCGCGCCACAUGAGUCCCAGUGGAUCCGAGGAUAUACGCAUGUCGGAAACAGAAGCCGAUCGCCACUAUAGAUUAGAAAGUUCCGCAGCUUGUAGUGAGUCAUCUCAAGGCUCCAAUCAGCAAAUACCACAAUCUCAGAAAACCGCUACAAUUCAUGCGUCUUACAGCAGAAGCUGUCGUCCCCGUUCCGAUGAGGAGUCGCGGUUCACAUUCGGCGGCGGUGGACGCUACCGCCAGCCGGCAUCUUCUGGACGACAUGCGCCACACCAGUCCCAUUCACCGCACGCAUUCGGGCACCACACGCAUCAUUCCCAUGCCCAUGGACAUGCCACGCACGGUCCGCACUCGUCGCACCACUCAUCGCACACCCAUUUGCAGCAGGACGACGAGGGCAUCUACGAAACCGCCGACCACCACGAACGCAACGUGGUUGACGCUCGGCUAGACUGCCACGAGACACCAGAUAGCGAAAGUGAUGACUUUAUUCAAGCUCAACAACAGUUAGCCCGGUGGGCGAGUGAGGAUGUGGUAUCCGUCGUGGUAUUGGACCAGCCGCCAUCCGGUACAAUGUCGGAUUCCCAACCAUACAUCGACGUCGGACCCAUUUCGGGGGCUAUAACGAACAGCGUACUCCACCACCAGCAUCCGCAUCAGCACCACGGCGAUCAUCAUCAAUCCUCCGCAGCGGCAGCGGCGGCGGCGGCGGCGGCAGCGGCGACUUCAGCCAGCAAUACCAUAAUGGCUUUGCCGGUCGUCCCAAAUGGUAUAAGUGUAAGUCAGAGGGACUAUUAUCCAUCCCCACCCUCAACGGAAACGGAAAGCAGUGGAAGUGUUAUCCAGCCGCCCAUACGUCGCGCUUUGCAGUCGGCAGACACAGCGGCAAUAAGUCAACAUCAGCAACAGCAGCAGCAGCAGCAGCAUCAGCAGCAGCUCCUUCAGCUGCCAAUUUAUCAGCAGCAUCCGCAUCAGCAUCAGCAUCAGCAUCCGCAUCAGCUUCAGCAGCAAUCAGGCGAUACCAGCAGCAGCAACAACAGUCAGUCCGAACAAAUCAUCGAGAAUGGCUGCUACCCGGAAUAUAAGCAUUGAUGUUGAAUCGCCAUCAAGCAUGUUUUAACCAUCAGCAUAAGUAUUGGCAUCAGGAUUAGCAUAAGGAUCAGUAUCUGGAUCAGCAUCUGGAUCAGUAUCUGGAUCAGUAUCUGGAUUAGCAUCAGCAUUCACAUCAGCAUCCGCAUUCGCAUCCGCAUCAGCAUCAGCAUAUGCCACGCCCACUCACAUGUGCCCGGAGCCAGCGCGCAGCUAGCUUUCUCUCUAAUAAAGAAAUUUGUAUCGACCUUUAUGAUUACUUUAGCAUAGUUCAAUACGUUGCUCGUGUAUAAGCACAUAAAUAAAUGUAAGCUAAGUGUAGUUAAGUACCUACAUACAUAUGUAAAUGUGAAAAAAGAACUAGUUAACGUAAAUGAGGGGAGAAGCAAAACAAAGAGAAAAAAACUUAACAAGCAACAAAAAAUGUGUAUUCUUAUGUGUGAGUGGUAAAUACAUAGCCAUACUUUAUUCAUAGAUUAAAACAUAAACAAUUUAUUAAGUGAGUAACAUCCCAAAUUGAUAUUCAUAGUAUUCGUGCAUACGUAUAAAGAAGAUAAAGUUAAAGCUAAAGAUAAAGAUAAAGAUAAUGUUAAUGAUCUAGAUAAUGAUUAUGAUUAUGAUAAUGAUUAUGAUUAUGAUAAU